Acaulospora morrowiae is the source of this 1503-nucleotide messenger RNA. The record is from the annotation of a GenBank genome assembly. NCBI's taxonomy places the organism in Eukaryota, Fungi, Glomeromycota, Glomeromycetes, Diversisporales, Acaulosporaceae.
AUGAAAAGAAAUCUUCUCGAAAGAUUAUCAAAGAAUUUCGGGGAAUAUCUAGAAGGAGGAUGUGGAUAUGAUGUAAAAAUACACGUUGGGAAAUAUUAUGAUCAGAAAACAUUCGAAGCGCAUUCAAUGAUGCUCGCCGCAAGAUCACUUUAUUUUCGAAGGAAAAUUGAUGACAUACCUAUGAAUUCAAGAAAAAGUGUUAUUGAAUUACGCGAAUUGGAAAUUCCACCAAAUAUUUUUAAACCAUUGUUGAGAUAUAUUUAUACUGGAAUAGUACCGCUACAUAAUCUUGAAGCGGAAGACUUUCUAGAUAUUCUUUGUAUCACGAACGAACCAUUACUAAGCGAUGAUCCGAGAUCAGUGGUUGAUUUUAUUCUCGCCGCUGACAAAUUAGAACUCAAUGAAUUGGUAAACUAUCUUCAAAAUGUCCUCAUAGAAGAUAGAACUGAAUGGUUAUACAAGAACAUGGAUAAGAUUUACGCGCGAAUUUCCAACCACCCUUCAUUAAAAACUUUCAAAAAUUUCUACAAGGACAUCAUUAGAAACAAUAUUGAGUUGAUGUUUCAGUCGGAUAAUUUUAUAAACAUACCAUUAAGCGAUGUAAUUCUAAUGGUAUCCAGGGAUGAUCUUUUGGUGGAUGAAGUUAAGAUCUGGAAUCAGGUGGUCAAAUGGUGUGUCUCUCAAUUCCCGGAUCUCUCAAGAAAUCCCGAACAUUGGACAUCUAAAGAGUGCAACAAUGUGAGGUCAAUGAUGGAAAAUUUCAUUGGUUUAAUUAGAUGGAAAUAUAUUUCCGGAGAUGGAUUCACCAGUCAUGUUAUGCCAUAUGCAAAAAUUUUUCCAGUGAAGCUAUAUCAGGACCUUGUGAUAUAUUAUGUGAAUAAAAAUGAGAGACCGAGAUUUCUUGAUUUACCAAGGCGUGUAGGGAAAAUUGAGUCGAAUUUGAUACCCUUCAAGUAUGCAAGUCUUAUUUCGCAAUGGGUCGAAGAUCAAAACGAGAAAUCCACUUGGCAAUGGUUCGCAUCAAAAAAAGAAGUAAACACUGAAAAAAAGACAAUCCAAUAUCGUUAUAAUCUUCUUAUCCGAGGUAGCCAAAAUGGCUUCAGCAAAUCUGAUUUUCUCAAAGCAUAUCUAUAUAAAGGACCAACCAUUACACUCGUCCGACUCGAAGGGACAGAUUUAAUAAUCGGAGGUUACAAUCCAACUCCAUGGACACCUUCCGAAAAACCCGAUCCUCGAACACGAAAGAGUUUUAUUUUUGCAUUUGAUAAUGUCCACGGCAACCCGGUGGAAGUUGGAAGGAUCAGUAAGAUAGAAAAUUCUGGGACCUAUCCUAUAAUAUCUAUAACCGAUAAAGGUUUAAAAUUCGGUGAAGAUUUGUCUUUGACAUUUGCCGACAUCCAAAAUGAAAUAAGUUCCACCCUGAAUUAUCACAGUAUUGAAUACACUCUACUUGAAAAUGUUCAAAAGGAGUUGGAAAAUCCUAUUCAAGUAAAGGAUUACGAG